Molecule: messenger RNA, 6000 nt
Organism: Lytechinus variegatus (green sea urchin)
Lineage: Eukaryota; Metazoa; Echinodermata; Echinoidea; Temnopleuroida; Toxopneustidae
Product: protein DEK-like
Exons: 11
Coding region: 86-1315 (409 amino acids)
Biological process (GO): regulation of double-strand break repair; chromatin organization
Cellular component (GO): nucleus
Molecular function (GO): histone binding; DNA binding
Source: RefSeq, a predicted model, not a curated record
AAUCACGGGAGCGCAUGGGUGCCGCCAUUUUGCAAACAUUUUCCAUAGACUUACGUGUAAAAACGUGCAUCUGAGUGAAAAAGCCAUGUCGUCAGACGAAAAAGCAAAUGGUGUUACGAUGGCGAAUGAACAGAAAGACGAAGAGAUGAAAACGAACACGGCGGAAGAGGAUGAGAAGAAGGAUGCUCAAGAUCAGAAAGAUGAACAAGAUGUAGAAGGUGACAAGGAAGAGGAAGAUGAGGAGGAGUCUUCAUCAGAAGAAGAACUGCCAUUGGGUUCUGUCGAAGCACCUGUUCAAAUCAUGACUGGAAAGAGAGACAGAAAGAAGGUGGAACGACUUGUUAUGAAAGAAACGCCCAAGACUCCGGAGAAGCAGUUUGUUGUCCCUGUUGGUAAAGGAGUCAAACUCGCAGACAUCCCAAUAGUUCACCAUUUCAUAGAGAAGACAAAGGCACAAGAUCUCAAACCACUUCAUAAAUUCCUGUUUGGAAGGUUUGUUCGGGAUCACAGAGAAACAAAGAAGAAUAUCAGACUGUUCUCAGGAUUCGACUUCACGAAAGAAGAUAAUGAAUACGCCAAGAGAGAGGCCAUCUUGUGCAAAUUCACAAUGGAAGGAAUAAAAGAGUUGUGCACCAUUCUUGAUGUAGAAAAGAAAGGGCUCAAGGAUGUUAUCAUGGAGAGAUUAAUGGAUUUUUGUAUGAACCCACAACCUUCGGGUAGACCUGUACCACAAAAAGGGAAGAGAGGCAAACCGAAAGGAACAAAGAAGACAAAAUCUAAGAAGCCAAAGGGUAAGGGAAAGAAAGGUGGCGGCGAUGCAUCAACAGGAGCAGAAGAAGAUGGAGAUACCACGAUAGACGAUGGAACGGAAGGUGAUGCGGAAGGAGAUGGCGGUGAUACCAGUAUGACAGAAGGGGAGUCUAAACCAAAGAAGAAGAAACCCAAGACUCCGAAGCCAAAGAAAGCAGAAGCAAAACCCAAGUCGCCCAAGAAGAAGAAGAAUGCCACCAAGACUCCGUCAAAGCAGACCAAGAAAUCAAGUCCGGUCAAAUCACCGAAGAAAACGCCAAAGAAGAGGAAGCAUGAGGAUGUCGGUGGUAACAGUUCUGAUGAUGAACCUCUGAUGAAGAAAGCCAAUGCUCCACCUACAGAUAAGCAGAUCAAAGAGACGGUCAAGACGAUUCUUGAAGGAGCCAACCUAGAGGAAGUUACGAUGAAGAUGGUAUGCAGAAAGGUGUACGAUACCUAUCCCCAACAUCCCUUACAACACAAGAAAGAUUUCAUCAAGUCAACAGUUAGAGAGAUUAUUUCAUGAUGAACACCAGCUGCCUUCUAAAUGUUUAUUAUCUUCUGGAAAUAGCCACGGAAUGAUUGCCAAGAAUGUCUCAACCAAGCGUCGGCCACCAACUGGAUCCUUCUGAUCCCCCCAUCAAGAAUCUACCGUAGUGUAAAAGGAGCCCUAGAUGUCGUUGGUCACCCGCUUGAAUCGGUCUGAUUUUAUCUCAGAGGAUCUUGUAGGAUAUGGGGGGGGGGUGUUUCACAAAGAUUUAAGUAUGACUUAGAGUCCCACCUAAUUGCUGAUGCGUAUAUGAUAUGUAAUGCGCAAUAUUAUUGAUCAAUACGCAGUGGUGCGCAACCUCUUGGCAUGAUCUGACCAAUGCUGUCAUGCCUUUUAUUAUGCACUCAACUCAACUUAUAUGUGCGACUCUGAGUCAUAAUUAAAUCUUUGUGAAACACCCCCUAGUCUAUAGAGAUAAGAUUGACCAGAAUAUGCAAAUAAAAUAGUGUGUUAAUAACCUCUUCUAACUCAAAUUUCACCGAAGUCCACCAAAUCUCUGCAGUCCCAAGGGAUUUGUCCAGGUAGAGUCACCUUCAGUGGUAGAAGAGAAGAUUUCCAAGUCAAUGAGGAUAGGUACAACAAUGGCUGGAACACUUGUGUCACUCUUUUGAAUCACUCCUGGGGCCUGUUACCUAAAACUUUCAAUCCACAGUAACUCUCAUCAAUGGUGACUACUUAAUGCCAACCCUGUCCAACAGCCAAUCAGAAUCAAGGUAUCCCUGUAAGUAACCAUUGAUGGCAAAGAUACCCGUUGUAACAAGGUCUGUGCAACCACACCCUGACCCUGGAAAUUAUAAGGUCAGGAUCUUGUUUCUUAAAGACUUGUUAAAUGAUAACAAAUGCACGAUAUCUAGAACAAAUUUAGUGUCGGCCAAGGAGAUUGAAUGAUUUCAGUAGCUUUUAACUGUUUUUGCAAAGUUGUUAUUAUAACGAGUUUUAUGAAACGGGCUCCAAAACUGCUUGUAAUCUGUAGCAAGAUGCGGUUGUUCCUUGCUGCUGUUGCUGACGCAAAACUUUCAGUCAGCAGUAACUCUAUCAUCAAUGGUGACAACCAUGGCAAAGAUACCUGUUUAACAAGGUUUUUGCAACCACACUCUGACCCUGGAAAUUACAAGUUCAGGAUCUUAUUUCAUAAUGUGUAGCAAGAUGCAGUUGUUCCUUGCUGCUGUUGCUGCUGCUGAAACUCUUUGAUUUGAUUAGCUUUCAAAGAUCUAUGACAUACAUGAAAACACUGGUUGUUUAAUGCAGUAGGAUCUAAUCUCUGCAAGUCAUAUCCCCUGAAUUGAGGCCCACCCCCAACAUCCACCAUUCUCAACUCAGUAUGCAGAAAGUUUUUACCAAUUAUUUGUUUCUGGCUUAGUAAUAUCUGAGAGCUUGUAUUCAGUUUACAAUCAGGGGGCCGUUUCAUGAAGCUGUUUGUAAGUGAAGAGUGACUUUAAGAACGACUGGUGAUCCUUUCUUAUGCGCUAAACCAUCGCCUAUGGUAAAUACCAUUUACCAAAAGAAAGGAUCACCAGUCGUUCUUAUCUUACGAACAGCUUUAUGAAACACCCACCUGGUAUUUUAUUCAUUUGGUUCAUAUUUUACUGUAUGGUCAUUUUUUUUUAAUGAAUGAAAGCCUUUUUAAGCCAAACCCUGGCAGACACGGUGCUGCCCACUCCUGGCUUAGGAAGGAUACAAUGGAGAGAGAUCAAGAGAUCAUCAAGCUCAAUACCGAUAUUGAACCAUUAACAUGAAGAUAUGAAUGCUUGUUGAGUAGACAGCGGACUAUAGAUAGCUUGAUUUCUUGAAACAUGUAGAUCAAAGCCUACAGAAUUCAUACACUUCCAUUCUCUCUCAAUAACUAGAAGAAUGCAGCAUUAGCUGAGAAACCAGAGUACCAUGUAUCUUUUUCCACCUCGGCAGAGAACAUGCAUAUUAUUUGUUUCAAUAGUAUUGGAACACCAGAUCAAGAGCUGUUUGUAAGAAUUCCUUGUAAUAGUAGUUUCUACUUUGUAAAGCACAAUACCAAUUGUAAGUGUUUGGUUUUAUGAGAAUGGAUGUCUGUUUUGUACUUAAUGGUCCAACUGCUUAGUGAUAUUAAUCAUUGCCAUUUCUGUUUGAGGGUGUAGCCUUUAUCCUUAAGUGUUCUGAACGAUCUGCAAGAUGAUCAAUGCAGUCAACGCAGUAUCCGAGGUCUUUCUUCUUUCAAUUCAUUGUGUAUCUUUUGAGACCAAGUCUGUGAUAUUUUGGCAUGCAGUUUCAAAGGUAGCCAGCAUUUUGUGCAUAUUAAUUCGAUGGGAAUCCUACAAAUGUACAUGUAUUGUAUAUCAUGACCUUUCUUAGAUGGGGACCUAAAGUACUCUAAAUCUAAACUUGACCUUAGACCUUGGUAUCAGCUCUGUGCGUGGGUGUGUGGUUGUGUUUUAGUUUUGUAGGGGAUUCACAAUGACUUUGUAAAUAGGAAAGCUUAAAUGAUGGUUUAUGAUGGCAUCAUUCCAGUAAAUUUUUUUUAUUGAAAAUUCAUGUUUUGCUUUAUCUUGUAAUAUAGAAACUGAAGGAGGCAUAUCAUCAAACUAAAUCACCUUUUAUCUCUUGCAUAAUUAAUUCAGCUGAUCUGCUAUAGAAUUAGAUAAUUAUAUGGACAUUUGACCUGUUGUCUGCUUCAUUUCAUCAGGCUUUGCACAAAGACUACCUGGUUCAAGAAGGCGACUUGUUACAGAUUCAAUAAUGUUAAAAACUUUGUUAAAUAUGUAUGAAAUGGUAUAGAAAAUUUAAAAUAUUCAGAAUUUUAAGUGCUUUGUCUAGCAUUAGUUGCCGUAUUUCACAGCGUAGAUACAAUCUGUAAAUUAUUGCGAAAUGGAGACAUACCAGUCAUUUGCCUUUUUCACGCAUCAGCUUUUUUUCUUUCAGAGCAACAAGAACAGAAAAUGUGAAUUGAAGACCAGAUUUACUAUGAAAUAUGAUAAUUUUGUAUUUUAUUUGGAUAAAUGUAUAUCUAUUUAUAAUUUCUGUUAUGGAGCAAAGAAGACUGAAAUUAUGAGUGGUAGACCAGGCCGGGGGGUGUUUCACGAAGUAUGACUCAGAGUCGCACUUAAAUGCCGAUGCAUAAAUGGUAUGGAACGCGCAAACAUAUUGAUUAAUACACAGUGGUGCCCGUCCUGUUGUCAUUACCUGACCGAUGCGGUGAUGUCUUUUAUACCACACCCAACUAGGCAUUUAAGCCCAACUCUAAGUCAUACCAAAAUCUUUGUUAAACACCCCCCCUCAUUUACUGUGGAAACUGACUGUUUUAUGUUUUAUAAUGAUAUUUGUACACCAAUUUGUAAUUUCUGUUAUUAUUGCACUUAUAAUUAUCAGAUUGAUUAUGAUUUUCUCGACUGUUAUUCAGCGUUGUGAGCUUUUACUGUGAAGUAUAAAUUAUUAUACCAAUUUUUGUGUGUACAGAGCCAUAUUCACAAUUUCGUAAGAUACUUUUGCCCGUAUCCUGGAGUCGAGUUGAAUUUAGACUCUGGUGUAAAGUUGUGGGAUAACUAUGGAUAGCCAAUAGUGCCAUAAAUCUCUUACAGUAGAGGUUCAAGGUAUCAACUCAUUUUACUCUCAAAUAGGUCAUAACUGUCUGGUAAGGAUGAAUAUUGGUAUAUGUUUUCAACAUAUUAGUAUAAGUGAAGAUCACAGCAAACAUUAGAAACCUGCAAUGUAAACAAGAUGUUGACAUUUUUGGCUUCCCAUAAUUUUAGCACACAGUUAAACUAGACAUCGGAAUGCGGGCCGUUGAGUCUUUUUCAGAGGUUUGCUGCAGAAAAAUUUGCUAUCAGACGCAACUCAAAAACUUAAAACACAAUUUCAUUUUCAACCAAUGACAUGCAAGUAUUGCAAACACCUGUGUUUGAUUUCUUGAGUUGUGAUCAAAUGCAAGUUCUUUUUGCAACAGGCCCAAUAUAUUAUGUUGUGACAACAUUUUUUCAUAGUGGAGACAAAGUGAACGUUCCGUGCAAGCCUUGUGGGUAACUAUUUUUGCUACCAGCAGAUCUCCCUCAAUGACAGUACCAUGCAUGUAUCUCACACGUAGUUGCCUGCAGAAGCGCAGGCUAGUGUGAUUUGCACGCAGAAAAGUUUUGAAUAUUCAACAUGCUCAAAACUUUGUUGGGUACGAGUUGCAAUCAGUCAUCUGUAACUCACUUGCAAGGCGUACACGAAACGACGUGACAGGGCACUGAAGCGUAGAAAAUACCGGUAGUGCACAUGGUAUGUUUCAAGUCUUGAAAAUGCAAGAGCCCAUAAUUUCACACAGAAGCUCAUAACAUAAUGAUUCAUCAAUGUCAUUGAAUGUAAUUACUUGAGUUGGAACAUGUCAGUGGCAUGUAUUACUCUUGGAUUUAAAUAAUAUACAAUUUUGAUUUACAAUGAAUAUGGAAUUUAGUUAAUUGUACAUUUAUGGUGUGAUAUAUUUUCAAACCACUGAUGGCAUACUCGCACUCAUCUUAUUUUAAUUAGCCAGAAUUAGUGCCAUUUGCUGCUAUUCAUAUAUGUACAUUUCGACCAUGUUGAAUCCAUAGUUUGGUCUGGAAAAUGUAUGAAAUGUAAUGUAUAAUUUUUAUCUUGGUCAUCAUGCCUGUAUGUAAAGUUUUAGUCCAGUUUGUACAUUACCAUUUUUUAAUAAAACAAAAUCAAGUUAUGGA